Molecule: messenger RNA, 472 nt
Organism: Leptosomus discolor (cuckoo roller)
Lineage: Eukaryota; Metazoa; Chordata; Aves; Leptosomiformes; Leptosomidae
Product: C-type lectin domain family 4 member E
Source: RefSeq, a predicted model, not a curated record
CCCCAGAAGAGGAGAGAAGCUGCUCGUGGCUGAACCCCUGGGUCUUCCUUGUUUCUGUCCUUGUCAUCAAAACUACCUUUGUAACCAUCUGCCUCGUUGUUUUCCUUCAUGGAAGCUAUGGCCAGCACAAGACUCUGCUCCAGAACAGUACAGAGUGGCGCUGCAUCCCCAACGUAUCUGCAGGAAAAAAGGAAGGCUGGAUGUGCUGCCCAGAGGGCUGGAGGUGCUUUCAAGAAAAGUGCUAUUAUCUGUCCACUGAUAGGAUGUCCUGGUUUGAGAGUGAGCAGAACUGCACUGGGAUGGGCUCCCACCUGGUGGUGAUCAACAGCAAAGAGGAGCAGGAGUUCCUCUUCAACUUGGCGAAAGGAGUAUUUACUAAUGCCUAUGAAACAAAAUACUACAUAGGCUUAACUGCUUACAAAAAUGGGCAAUGGCAGUGGGUGGAUCAGACUCCGUAUACGAAGACAGCCAC